AUGGUCACUGGCCACAUACCUCAAUUUGUGCCGUCCAUCGAGACAUCUCCCUCGAUUUUCGAUGAUACUCGAUCUUCAACUUCUGAAGCGACUUCCCCAGACCAUUCACUGGGCUCCGGCGAGACCUCCCUCGACGAUAGUACUUCGGCUGCUACUAUACAAGACAAGCAUUUACCCGUGAUAAAACGUCGCGCAUUCCGCGGAAAUAUGCCCGCAUCCAAUGAUAUACAGCCUAGACUAGGCUUCGGCAGUCUCGAUAUCAACUCCAUUGUCGAUUAUGGUACGCGCCCAAAGACACCUGAUGCCAUGGUCUCCCCCAUCUCGACCUAUACUCGAAUGCGUCUCGCUACGCCUCCGCAUACACCGGAACAAAAACAACUUGGCUUGUCAGCGGGACUCGACCAUGCGGUAGCACUAGCAGAAUUGGCUAUUUCAGCAACCGCACGAAGCCCAGUUUCUGCUGAACACACAGAAAUUCCUAGAGCAAAUCCAAAGUCAUUGACAACAUAUAUUGCCGGCACUCUGCGUUCAUCGCCUCGUUGGAAAUCUACAGCUUCAGGUGUGGAGAAUAGUAGGAAAGACGCUGUUUCUAGAGAAACUUCGCCCAGCGUUCCGUCUCAUGAAGAAUGCCAUGAAGGAAGGGCAAGUGAAACAACGAAACCCGCCGACGAGGACUAUGUGCCAUUUUUUGGAGCUGCUCAGGCAUCUCUCUGCCAGCCGGCUCUAGUAGCGACUGGAUUGGUCGCGUUAGGAGCUUCUGAAAUGUGUACGGAUUCAAAGGAUCCUCAUACAUCAGUUAGUUAUCGGAUAACAAAUGAAGAUGGGUCAACAGAUCGGCGAAGAACCGUUUCACAAGCUUCUCCCAUGGGUCAAAAUGACCUUUUCGGCGCAAAGAGAAGCACUCAGAAGCCCCGGGCAGUCACAAACAUUGAGAAGAAUCAUUACUUGGAAGCUCUACGAGCAGCUGUUCAACCCAAGUCCGACAUGAGUAGCAACAAUGACUCUAGAGUUCAUGGGCCUACAGAAAUCAGACCCGUCACUACCAAUGUCCAGACAUCGGGCACACGAACCGCCAUUACCACUCCAAGCAUGUCUGGAAGGGGUCUACAAACCAUCCGAGGGCAGGGUAUGGACUCUUGGUUGAGUACUGAGGAGAAUGUAAAUGUUCCCCCUACUCCUAAAGGAUUAUCCCAAGCCCGCGGAGAUGUCUUUUUGACGACUCUCAAUGAUAUUUGUACGAGUUCAUUAUCGGCUACGACUAAAGCCCAUGUUGUUCCCAGAGACCGAUCGGCUUACGCGACAGCUGUGGUAACCACCAAGAACAUUGCCAGACAUCCUUUGGGCGAGAUUGAUAUUGACGAAGAUGACGAAGUCGGUGGUUGUCCGGUUCUGUCUUCGACAUUGCUUCCACCAGUUCAGUCUCCCGAUGCGUUUAAAACUCCCUUUUCACGAAAGAUACCAUCUCUAGCUGAGCAGCAAAUCCAGGACAUGUUUCGGGCCCAAGUUCAGCAAGCAGCAACUUUUGGUGCACAUUUUCAACCCAUGUGUCAUCUCACCAAGGAACAGAAGUUUGAUAAUCUUCUGACCAAGAUGCAAGGAAAGCACUUGUUCGACCAUCGCCAUGCUGAUGAAACAGCUCGUGAUGUGCACUGUUUUGUGGACAUGUCCAAUAUCUUUAUUGGCUUUCAGGAUACCGCGAAGACUAGCCAAGGGCUCCCGUCAUCUGCUCGCGUCACAUUCUCACCUUUCAGUUUUGAGCAUUUGGCGUUUGUGCUUGAAAGAGGUCGAAAUACCGUCAAGCGGAGGCUUGCUGGAUCGGUGCGCCAAGCACAUCAGAUGAACAAGCUGCCGACCCAUAUAGCGGAUGCCCAGGCUUACGGAUACGACUGCAAGAUUCUUCAUCAAGUCGUUAAAUUGGAUCUGACACAGCCAUUGUCAGGUAGCCCGCACACGAGUGGUGAUGAAUCACGUACCGGUACCCUGUGCCCUCGCACCAAGCUAGGGGAACAAGGUGUCGACGAGGCACUCCACUUGUCCAUGCAAGACAGCAUCCUGGACGCCCAUGGCAAACCUGGGAUCAUGGUCCUCGGGACUGGCGAUGCCAAGCCAGCCGAAUACUCUGAUGGCUUUGCGCACUAUGCGAUCAAAGCUCUCAAGCACGGUUGGCAGGUCGAAGUGGUGUCAUGGCGUAAAUGCCUGUCUGGUGAAUGGAAGAAAUCGCCAUUCAAGGACAAGUAUGCUGAGCAGUUCCGGAUCAUUAUUCUUGAUGAUUUCUUCAACGAAAUUCAUGCGACCUGGAGCAGCAACAUUAACACCAGGCCCUCUGCAGUAUUGGCUCGGGCCUGA
Pestalotiopsis fici W106-1 is the source of this 2346-nucleotide messenger RNA. RefSeq lists its product as uncharacterized. Gene Ontology annotation, biological process: protein import into nucleus. The record is from RefSeq and is a predicted model, not a curated record. Bases 1 to 2346 code for a protein of 781 amino acids. Gene Ontology annotation, cellular component: nucleus. The transcript has a single exon. Gene Ontology annotation, molecular function: guanyl-nucleotide exchange factor activity; small GTPase binding. Lineage: Eukaryota; Fungi; Ascomycota; Sordariomycetes; Amphisphaeriales; Sporocadaceae.